UCUUCUUCAACUCCUUAUCCUUUAUAUGAUUCUCAAACUCCUCCACCGGCUUUCCCUAAAGAAGCAUCCAAUGGGAAUGGGUUGGUUUCUCCUCCUGGUGCUCAUCCUUUAUCUGCUACCUCAUCAGUUACUAAUUUCAAUUUAAAUAAUAAUAAUAAUAAUAAUAAUAGUAACUCGAUAUUUGAAACUUCAAAUAAGCAAGAAUAUUCAAAAUCGGAAAGUAAUUUAAUGUCAAAUCUUCAAGAAAAUCCAAGUAAUGGUUCAAAUACUAAUUCAAUUUUUGGUGCUCCUCCAAUGGCUCCUCCUGGUAGAUUAGGCCAUAAUAGAUCAGUUUCUUCAACUUCUUCUUUUAUUUAUGAUAGAUCCGAUAAUGCUAGUAUGAUUGAUUUUAGUCAAAAUGUCAUUCAACAAUAUCUUGGGGAUAAUUCUUCUCAUCUUUUACCAAGAAUUAAAACUAUUGACAUGUAUAGGAAAAAUGCUAAAAAAUCAAAUGAUCCAACAGUUUUAUUUCAAUAUGCUCAGUAUAUGUUACAAACUGCUUUGAUUUUAGAUAAUGAAAAUUCAUCCACUCCUGGUUCAAAUACUCCAAAUGAAUCACCCAGAAAAAAUGAAAAUUUAGGAGUUAAUAAUAAUAAUAUGAAAAAAUCUCAUUCAAAAUCAAAAUCAAAUUCUUCUUCUUUGGAUUUAGAAAAUGCCAGUGAAAUGGAUGAUUCUAAAUUGAAGAGAGCUUUAUUAAAAGAAGCUGUUCAUUAUUUAAGAAAAUUAUCAGAUAAAGGAUAUACUGAAGCUCAAUACUUAUUAGGUGAUGCUUGCAGUUCUGGUGCUUUAGGUAAAGUUGAUAAUAAAGAAGCUUUCGCUUUAUUCCAAGCUGCUGCUAAACAUGGUCAUAUUGAAAGUGCUUAUAGAACUUCUUAUUGUUAUGAAGAAGGUUUAGGUACUGGUAGAGAUGCACGCAAAGCAAUUGAGUAUUUAAAAAUGGCUGCAUCAAAAAAUCACCCUGCUUCAAUGUAUAAAUUAGGUGUUUAUUCAUUUUAUUCUAGAAUGGGGAUGCCAAAUAAUGUUAAUACUAAAAAAAUGGGUAUUAAAUGGUUAACUCGUGCUUCAAACGUUGCUAAUGAAUUAAUUGGUGCUGCUCCUUAUGAAUUGGGUAAAAUUUAUUAUAAUGGGUUUCAAGAUAUUAUUAUCACUGAUCAAAAAUAUGCUUUAGAAUUAUAUUCUCAAGCUGCUGCUUUAGGUCAUAUUGAAUCUGCUGCCAUCUUAGGUAAAUGUUAUGAAGUUGGUGAGGUUGUUCCUCAAGAUUCUAAUUUAUCAAUUCAUUAUUAUACCCAAGCUGCUUUAGGUGGUGAUCCAGAAUCAAUGUUAUCAAUGUGUGCUUGGUAUCUUGUUGGUAAUGAACCUUUCUUACCAAAAGAUGAGCUGGAAGCUUUUGAAUGGGCUAAAAGAGCUGCCAUGUGUGGUUUAGCUAAAGCUCAAUUUGCAUUAGCCAAUUUUUAUGAAAAGGGAAUUGGUUGUAUUAAAAAUAUUAAUGAUGCUCAAACUUGGUAUCAAAAAGGUGCAGAAAAUGGUGAUGAAAAAUGUUUAAAUAGAUUAGCUAAUAAGGAAUUAGCUGCAAAAUUACAGAAAAAUUUGAAAAAG
Messenger RNA from Hyphopichia burtonii NRRL Y-1933, 1635 nucleotides. RefSeq names its product Chs4p (gene CHS4). Gene Ontology annotation, molecular function: protein binding. The transcript has a single exon. Lineage: Eukaryota; Fungi; Ascomycota; Pichiomycetes; Serinales; Debaryomycetaceae. The annotation marks the transcript as partial. The record is from RefSeq and is a predicted model, not a curated record.